Molecule: messenger RNA, 661 nt
Organism: Petromyzon marinus (sea lamprey)
Lineage: Eukaryota; Metazoa; Chordata; Hyperoartia; Petromyzontiformes; Petromyzontidae
Source: RefSeq, a predicted model, not a curated record
GCACGAUUCCCUCCCCCCCCAGAGGAAUCGCCGCCGUUGUCUAGGCGACGAAAGAUGGCGGCUGUGGCUGAGGCUGCGGGCGGCUACAGCUUGAGGCCCAACUUCCAGCACAGGUUCCGAAAGGCGACCGUGGGGGAAUGCAUCCAGCAGGUGCUGAAGGAGACGCUGGACGGCAAACAGUACGAUGGGGACGAGUCGCCCACGCUCACCCGCACCGUGGGCGACGCCAUACGCGAGCGACUCAAGGAGCUGAACUAUGACCGCUACAAGACGGUGGUGCAGGUGGUGAUCGGGGAGCAGCGGGGAGAGGGCGUGAGGAUGGUGGCGCGUUGUCUGUGGGACUCGGACACGGAUAACUACGCGCAGCACACGUACUCCAACGAGUCGCUGUUCUGCAUCGCUGUCGCAUUUGGAUGCUUCUACUACUGAGCGAUGGUUGGAGGUGUGGUGGCGGGGGAGCAGCCGAUCCCACUCAACCACUCCACAACCCAUCUACCCAACCACUCCACAACCCAUCUACCCAACCACUCCACAACCCAUCUACCCAACCACUCCACAACCCAUCUACCCAACCGCUCAACCACUCCACAACCCAUCUACCCAACCACUCCACAACCCAACCACUCCACAACCCAUCUACCCAACCACUCCACAACCCAAC